Molecule: messenger RNA, 1224 nt
Organism: Guillardia theta CCMP2712
Lineage: Eukaryota; Cryptophyceae; Pyrenomonadales; Geminigeraceae
Exons: 12
Coding region: 1-1224 (407 amino acids)
Biological process (GO): protein refolding
Cellular component (GO): cytoplasm
Source: RefSeq, a predicted model, not a curated record
AUGCUCUGCUUGAAGAUCUCGCUAUGCGCUCAGGCUGACGUGAUCGCUGGGACGCCCGCCCAUGUUGCCUCCAACCCGGCCGGCGUCUGCGCCGGUCAGCAGGGGUAUUCAUUCCUGAAGACAGUUCUACGCGGAGCGGGUGCACGGAACAAAUGGAGGAGGAAGAUGAAUAAGAACAAACAGCAGAACCAGAAGCCCAACAUGUCUGGAAACAACCAGAACACAAGGUCUGACAUCAUUCGCGAGGGUUGUAUGAGGUUGACGAUUGUAUCCAAAAUAGGCGAGACUCACAGGGUUCAGCAUCACAUCAAUCAUCCAACCAAGGCAACAAGCCAAGGCAACACGGGGGAUGGCAAAAGGGAUAUCGCAGUCCGAACCAGCAGUUUCAAAAGCGGCGCCAAGAGUUCUUCUCUGCCAGUGAAGCAUACAGUUCUGGUGGAGACUUUGAAGAGUUUGACAUGGGGGACAGUGACAUGCAAUCUGACAGCGAUGAUGAAUACAGUGACUCUGAAGGAUUUAGCUCGGAGGGCUCUACCAUUUAUGUUGAUUCCCAAGGAAAUCCCGUCGAAGGAUCAGACAGGUAGGCAGGCAACUUUGCGAGCCAAGACUUUGGUCAACAACACCCGGUGCUACGACGUACUGGGGAUCUCGAAGAAUGCGACUGUAGAUGACAUUAAAAAGGCCUACAAGAAGCUUGCGCUCAAGUCUGCUUUCUUCGUGACCCGGUUGUACGUGCUGAAAGGAUCCAGGUGGCAUCCUGACAAGAACCCUCAUAACAAGACAGCGGCAGAAGAAAUGUUCAAGAAGGUGACGGAUGCAUACGCAAUCUUGAGCGACCCCGAGAAGAAGAAGCUUUAUGACGCACAAGGCGAAGCCGCGUUCGGAGGCGAUGAAGGAGACGACAGUGGUGGUGGGCAAGGGUUCGUGAAUCCUCAAGAUAUUUUCAAUGCCUUCUUCAGUGGAGCUGGAGGGAUUUUCGGCUUCGACGAUGCUGGCAGUCAAUCAGAGGAAGUUGUCUUCAUGGAUUAUGAAGUCCCGAGAUAUGGCUCCAUGCCUUCCAACGGAUACUUCUAUGUACACAAGGAUGGGCCGCAGAAUCGAGGCGCUGCCAGGGGACGAGGACGAGGAGGCGCGAAGAAUCAACGGAGAAACAAUGGGCAAGGAGGGGACAGAAAUUCGUUCCGGGGACAGGGAAAGAGAGGGAUGAGCAAGGGGCGACGUUAA